Fonsecaea erecta is the source of this 690-nucleotide messenger RNA. RefSeq lists its product as hypothetical. Gene Ontology annotation, molecular function: peroxiredoxin activity. Gene Ontology annotation, biological process: cellular oxidant detoxification; cell redox homeostasis; cellular response to oxidative stress. Bases 1 to 690 code for a protein of 229 amino acids. Lineage: Eukaryota; Fungi; Ascomycota; Eurotiomycetes; Chaetothyriales; Herpotrichiellaceae. Gene Ontology annotation, cellular component: mitochondrion; cytosol. The transcript is spliced from 2 exons. The record is from RefSeq and is a predicted model, not a curated record.
AUGGGAUCUACCGACCGCCCCGAACCCCUUCGUCUGGGCUCAAUUGCCCCCAACUUCCAAGCCCAGACCACCAAAGGCCCCAUCGAUUUCCACGAGUUCAUCGGCAACAACUGGGUCGUUCUCUUCUCGCACCCGGAAGACUUCACCCCGGUCUGCACGACCGAGUUGGGCGCCUUCGCAAAAUUAGAGCCAGAAUUCACAAGAAGAGGCGUCAAGUUGAUUGGGCUUUCGGCCAACACCAUUGACAGUCACGGAGAGUGGAUCAAGGACAUCAACGAGAUCAGCGGCAGCAAUCUGGAAUUCCCCAUUAUCGGUGACAAGAACAGACAAAUUGCGCUCCUCUACGACAUGAUUGACCACCAGGAUGCGACCAACGUGGAUGAAAAGGGCAUUGCCUUCACCAUCCGAUCCGUCUUCGUUAUUGACCCGAAGAAGGUCAUCCGCACCAUCCUGUCCUACCCUGCGUCGACCGGUCGCAACACGGCCGAAGUGCUCCGAAUCGUCGACUCGCUGCAGACUGGCGACAAGCACAAGGUCACCACCCCGAUCAACUGGGUGCCCGGUGACGAUGUGAUUGUUCACCCCAGCGUCAAGACCGAGCAGGCGAAGGACAUCUUCCCCGAGAUGAAAAUUAUCAAGCCAUACCUUCGAACCACACCACUGCCCAAGGAGAAGACCAGCGCUGCUUAG